Molecule: messenger RNA, 2196 nt
Organism: Gigantopelta aegis
Lineage: Eukaryota; Metazoa; Mollusca; Gastropoda; Neomphalida; Peltospiridae
Product: UMP-CMP kinase 2, mitochondrial-like
Exons: 5
Coding region: 1-1335 (444 amino acids)
Biological process (GO): dUDP biosynthetic process; dTDP biosynthetic process; dTTP biosynthetic process
Cellular component (GO): mitochondrion; cytoplasm
Molecular function (GO): dTMP kinase activity
Source: RefSeq, a predicted model, not a curated record
AUGUCGUUAUAUGCUUGUUUUCCACAAUGGUCUUUGUAUUUUCAGAAAGCGAAGUUACCAAGGCCUGGUCACAUUGGUGUCGCGGGUUUACCACCGAUAAAGUGUAAACAGUCUGAAUCUCUCUCUCAGAUUGUAAAGUCUAACACAGUCUUAUUGUGUGUAUCUUACGGCAAAACAACGACAAAAAGUUAUGUUGAGUCCUGUUUAGGUCUACAUAACAUUCUUACGUCCCACAUACCAAACAUCGACUUUGUACUUGGCGCAAAAGUCGAGCCUGCGGAGCCCAUUUUGGACGAAAGGGACCCUAUUCAGGCUAGUGUACAGAGGUGCCUGUUUGCACUUGUUUCACGAGAGGAUUCCCCCAAAGCGGAGCCAGAAUUUUCAAAAGCUGUAUCUGAAAUAAAGAACUUGAUUAACAGUGAUGGACAGAUAAUAAUUUCACAUCUUCAACCAGAUGAUCAUUUGCUGGGUUCUUUUACCAAGAUACCCAUUGAUGCACCAGACGAGCAUCCGUCGGAUUUGGAGAUUGUUGACCAAUCCCCGUCAUCGGUGUCACCAAUAUUUCAUUGGACUUAUUGCUAUCCAGUGUACCAUACCUUGGAACGAGCAUUCCAAGUCUUGCAUGAGUGUGAACACUUUACAGAAGUGAGACAACUCUUGAAAACUGCUCAUCAACUGAUACCACCAACAUUUGAGUGUGAAAAACUACAAAGAGAAAUGGUGUAUCCAUUUGUGGUGGUAGAAGGCUUGGAUGCAACAGGAAAGACAACUCUAACAGAGACUCUGGAAGAAAAACUGCAUGCUGCCAAAUACUCAACACCUCCACCAAGCAUCAUGCACCUACGGAAAUUCUUCGAUGGUUUACCAGAGAUAGUUCGUAAAGCUUACUAUUCUCUUGGUAAUUACAUUGUUGCCAUAGAGAUUGCUGAAGUGUGUAAAACAAGAGCAGUUAUUAUGGACAGGUAUUGGCACAGCACAACAGCGUAUGGAAUUGCCAAUGAAACAAGCUGCGCCGACCUCCCACCUGCAGGUCACAACGUGUACCAGUGGCCAGAAGACCUGCUAAAGCCAACUAGUAUUUUGUUCCUCUCCGUGUCGGAAAGUGUCAGGAGGAAGAGACUGGAUCAGCGGGGAAGAGAAAUGACUCGAGAAGAACGCUGGCUAGGAAAAGAUACUUUCUUUAGACAGAGAUUGUGCGAGGCCUACAGAAGAAUGGAAAAUCCAGGCUGUACGGAAAUCGAUGCUAGUGGGUCUGUACAAGACGUCAUGGAUGCUGCAGUAGACAUCCUGAACAAACAGAACAUCUCUCUCAGUGGGGCAAAAUCCUCACAUUAAGUCUUAUCCGAACUAUAUUUUUAUAUUUAAGUCCAGAUAACAUUAAACGACACAAGCCAAAUGCCAAAAAAUCAGUCGCAGAUGACUGGUUCGUCAAUAUACAUUACCCAGUAUGACUCAACUCGACAGUUGAGUUUCGUUGUCAGUUGUGAUCCAGGCUUUAGUAAACCAGCUGGGACCUAAUUCACUAAACUCUCGCAACUUUGCGAUAUCGCAGUGCAAUGCAAAAAGACUUGCAAAGAGGAUGCUUUGAUGUCUAGCAGAGCCUAAGAGAGCUUUGUGAAUUAGGCCCCAGACCUGUAUAUGUAAAGAGGUACCAGUUGUACCAAAAUUAAUUUGGUUGCCCAUCUUAUAGUCUUUACGCACUGUAGGAACGAUAUUUGAAGUGGGGGAGGACAAGCCAAAUUUUUAUCUUUACAUAGAGUUAAGACAACAAAAAACACCCUAAAUUUUUUCGGACUUAACUUGGGGAGCUUGUGCCGCCAGCUUCUACGGCCUGUACAACUGUUGGGAUGCCUGCACCAGCUACUUUUUACAGUCAUGUUAAUGAUUAUGAUUGCAGAUUGCAAGCCUGGAAAUAAGCAUCUAGUAAUGGAGGUUGUCUGGAACAAAUUUGUCAUUUAUCCAGCUUUGACAGUCACAAAUUUAAAAUUAGCUGACCUUUUUGUCUAUAUGAUUAGAAUUCAUUCACAUCGGAUUUACAAGGACCGGGCAGUCUGAUUUUAUUUUUCAGUUAUACUCUUUUUUUUUCUUUUUUUAAAAACAAAAUAAUAAUUAGUUAAUCAAAUAAAUUCUUUGGCUUGCUUUCUUGGUAAGAUGUCAAUUGUUUCAUUUCAAAAUGAAUUUUAACAUUAAGACUUG